Molecule: messenger RNA, 1912 nt
Organism: Dromaius novaehollandiae (emu)
Lineage: Eukaryota; Metazoa; Chordata; Aves; Casuariiformes; Dromaiidae
Gene: GDF11
Product: growth differentiation factor 11
Exons: 3
Coding region: 16-1116 (366 amino acids)
Cellular component (GO): extracellular region
Molecular function (GO): growth factor activity; cytokine activity
Source: RefSeq, a predicted model, not a curated record
GGGGAAGGCCCCGGCAUGGCCCCGCUGCUGCUGCUGUGGCUGCUGGCGCUGUGCGCGGGGGGCCCGGCGGGCGCGCAGCCCCCCGCCGCCGAGCCCGCCUGCCCCGUGUGCCUGUGGCGGCGGCACAGCAAGGAGCUGCGCCUGGAGAGCAUCAAGUCGCAGAUCCUCAGCAAGCUGCGCCUCAAGGAAGCGCCCAACAUCACCCGCGAGGUGGUGAAGCAGCUGCUGCCCAAGGCGCCGCCGCUCCAGCAGCUCCUCGACCUCCACGACUUCCAGGGCGACUCGCUGCAGCCCGACGAGUACCUGGAGGAGGACGAGUACCACGCCACCACCGAGACCGUCAUCAGCAUGGCCCAGGAAACGGACCCCGUGGUGCAGAUCGAGGGCAACCCCCACUGCUGCUUCUUCAACUUCAGCCCCAAGAUCAUGUUCACCAAGGUGGUGAAGGCCCAGCUGUGGGUGUACCUGCGGCCGGUGCAGCACACCUCCACCGUCUACCUGCAGAUCCUCCGCCUGAAGCCGGUGACGGAGGAGGGCAGCCGCCACAUCCGCAUCCGCUCGCUCAAGAUCGACCUCAACUCCCGCAUCGGGCACUGGCAGAGCAUCGACUUCAAGCACGUGCUGCAGAACUGGUUCAAGCAGCCGCAGAACAACUGGGGCAUCGAGAUCAACGCCUUCGACCCCAACGGCAACGACCUGGCCGUCACCUCGCUGGGCCCCGGCGCCGAAGGGCUGCACCCCUUCAUGGAGCUGCGGGUGCUGGAGAACAACAAGCGCUCGCGGAGGAACCUGGGGCUCGACUGCGACGAGCACUCGACCGAGUCGCGCUGCUGCCGCUACCCGCUCACCGUCGACUUCGAGGCCUUCGGCUGGGACUGGAUUAUCGCCCCCAAGAGAUACAAAGCCAACUACUGCUCGGGGCAGUGCGAGUACAUGUUCAUGCAGAAGUACCCGCACACCCACCUGGUGCAGCAGGCCAACCCCCGGGGCUCGGCGGGGCCCUGCUGCACCCCCACCAAGAUGUCCCCCAUCAACAUGCUUUACUUCAACGACAAACAGCAGAUCAUCUACGGCAAGAUCCCGGGCAUGGUAGUUGACAGAUGCGGAUGCUCCUAGACCCCAGCUGGUGCUGCCCCUUCCGCCCCGGGCCCCCCGCUUCCAACCAACAAACUCAUCUUUUCUUCCACUGUUUUUUUUUAUUAUUAUUAUUUUUAUUUUUUACAUACAAAGAACAAGCGUUGAAAUUCCUCUGAAUGUCGGGGAACGAGAGAGAAUAAAAUCCCACGGAGAAAUACUGCACCAAACCUGCGCUUCGACAUGCAUCGUGCAAUAAGCAACCGUACGGAGGAGGGCGGGGGCAGCCCGGCCCCGGCCCCGGCCGCAGCCACCGCAUCGGACGGCGACGCGGCCCCGCCACCGAGAGACUCUUCUUCCACCCGGGUUUCUCCGGCGCCGAACCAAACCGGGGCGAACGCAGCUGCGGCGGAGCCGGCGGAGGAGCCACGCCGGCGAGCAAGGCGCCCGGCGCCGAGGGAGACUUCCCCGGAUCGCCGGCGCUUCCCCCGGGCGAGCGGGCUCGGGGGACGUCCCCGCGCCGUGGGGCUCGUCCAGCUGGAUCCCGGCACGGCUCCGGCGCCCGCGGCUUGCUCCGCGCGUCCGACCCAUCCCCACGCGCCCGCCGGCUCCUGCUCCGGCCCGGUGCGAGGACGGGGCGUCCCGGGCGCUGCCGGAGCGAGGACUGCGGGGAGCCCUCCGGGACGGGGAGGGACCCGUCUCCCUUGUUUAAUUUAUUUAUUUAUUAAUUAACCCUUCCGGCUAGCGCUUUGCUGCUGGCACCCCCGCUCGGGCGGGCGCUGGCCUCUCCCCUCCCUCGGCGCCCGUCCCGUCCCGUCCCGUCCCCGGCCGGGCGGGG